Molecule: messenger RNA, 2723 nt
Organism: Protobothrops mucrosquamatus (brown spotted pit viper)
Lineage: Eukaryota; Metazoa; Chordata; Lepidosauria; Squamata; Viperidae
Gene: CEP89
Product: centrosomal protein 89
Exons: 19
Coding region: 85-2469 (794 amino acids)
Biological process (GO): chemical synaptic transmission; cilium assembly; mitochondrion organization
Cellular component (GO): centriole; ciliary transition fiber
Source: RefSeq, a predicted model, not a curated record
GAGGGAGCCGCUCCCUCUGGCCGGCGUGGCCUGUUCUGCCUCCCUGCUUUAUUCUCGUUUUUUGUCUCAGCCUUUUUCGCCCUCAUGCCGUUUUAUUUCAGGAAGGGCCGAAGAGGCCUGUUUAGACAUAUAGCUCAUGGCCUGAUCCCCGCAGCUACCAUAGCUCCUAAACCUGCUGUCCCCCGUACCCCUCCCCCUCGUAGUCCAAACCCUUCUCCAGAAAGACCCAGGUCUGCUCUAGCAGCCGCUAUUCUUGUGACAACCUUGACUGGACGAACGGUUGCCAUCCCUCAGCCUCGUCAGCGAUCUUUUUCGGAAAGUGAUGCCAGCUACUUGCAAGAUCAGGAAGACUGCAUUGAACCAUAUGCCACUGUCACUGAGCUACGAAUGGGUCCAAACUGGCAGAGUGAUGGUGAUGAAAGGAAAGUAGUCCAAACUUUAGAAGCAUCUGGGAGUUGUGAGGAUGAUGACAUGGAUACAUUCACUUCGGACACAGAAAGAGAAUCAGAUCCACACCGUCAAAUUAUUGAUAAAAAAGAAAGCACGAGUCAUGAGAUGAUGUAUGCUAUGCCACAUAGAAUCAAACAGGAAAAUCUCCCGGUCUCCUCUAGUGCCAAUGGGGAAGAUUCUUCUGUCUGCGAGCCAAGUUGUCUCAUCCAGCCAAAUGUUCAGGUGGAAGAAAUUGAAUAUCCUGGAGUGAGGUUUAAGGGAGACAACUCAGGUGAAAAUCCACUGAAUGAAAAACCGCCUUCGUCUUCAGAUGCAGUUCUCCACCGAAAACAGGAACAGAUGGUUCUCCCCAGAGAGAAGUUCCAGAAAUUAAAAGAACAACAUUGGCAUCUAAACAAUGCAAACCAGACCUUAUUUUCUGAACUCGAACAGUCAAAGCAGUUAAUGAAAGAACUCCAAUUAAAAAUUAAGACAUUGGAAAAAGAGAACAGACAGUUUAAGGAAAAGCAGAACUCACACAGUGAAGAGGAAGGUGCAGAAUUGGUUUUGCUAAGGCAACAAGCCCAGGAACUAGUAGAUGAAAAUGACAGUUUGAAAAUGACCGUUCACCGUUUAAAUGCAGAACUGAGUCGCUAUCAGACAAAGUACAGACCAAUUUCGCCCAAUGAGAGUGUAAAGAUUGGAAGUCUGCCAAUGAAAAAACCAAUACCCCCGUGGCUGCUUGACAUGAAAUAUUUAUCCCCGCUUCUGUUGGCAUAUGAAGACAGAAUGAAAGAAAAAGAAGAGCUGAUUCUAGAGCAUGAGGAAAGCAUGAAGAUGUUUAAAACACAAGUGGAAGAAGUAGUGAAGGAAAAUGAGCAGUUACACCACAAAUUAAGUAAAAAUAUUGGUACUUUUAUUAGUACUAAAGAAUGGCAGCAUUUGCAAAGUCAAGCCAAGCUUGUCCUAGAGGAAAACAGAGUAUUAAUGGAGCAGCUUAAAAUACAAGAAACCAAAAUAAACGAUACCAUCAACCAACAUGUUACCGAAGUUUCCAAAUUAACCAAACAGCUCAUUCUUCUGGAAACUGAGAAACAAAACCAAGAAGUAGAGUUGAAAGAUUGUCAGAAAAAGCUGAGAGAAUUACGCUCCGCAUACAAAGAAUUAAAGGCCAGCGUUGGUGAUUACGUAACAGCAGAGGAGCACGUUGCACUGGAAAAUAAAUUUAAAAACCAAUUGCAGAUGGAACAGGAAAAGAGAGAGAUGGAGACCCAGGAACUAAUGAAAAAACUAGCAUCUGUGCAAGCAGAAACAAAAAGCCUUCUUCGGGGGAAAAAUGACGUGGUGGCAGAAAACAAGGCUUUAGAAGCUGAACUGGAAGUGGCACAGAAGACUAAAAGGCGGUCGCAGAAGAAAGUAGAUCUUCUGAAGCAGCACUUGGAAGAAACAAUGGAAAAGGAAAUGGCUGCCCACCAGUAUCUGGUUAACAUGAUCAGCUUGGCAGAAAACGUAACUCAAGAACGCGAUCAGCUUUUAAACCUGGCCAGUUGUUUGGAGAAAGAGAAGCACGGCGUUCUCAACAAAAUAAUAGAAGGAAAUGUACGUCUAGGAAAAUUAGAAGAGAAAGUAAAGGUGUAUAAAAAGACCGCUGCAGGCAAGCUUGGGGACAUCAGCCUCAAAGCGACAGAGCGAGAGAAGGAAUUUGCGGGGAAGACUGCUCAGUACCAGCGGGAAAUGAAACAUCUCCAGCGGCUGCUGCAGGAGAAGCAGGAAUCCCUGGAUGAAGCUCUGCAGCAGAAGAGAGAAAUGGAAAGCGAACUUGAAAUAAUUUGGGAAUCAACCGCCAAAGAAAACAGGAGGAUGAAGGAACUCUUGCAUAAAUCUCUGGAGAAGAAGAACGCACAGAAUUCGGUCAACGCCGCUCAUGAAUCCCAGUUAACUGACAUUUCUCAGAAAGUCCUGCUGGGUAAAUACGGUUUUAGCUACUGUGAUGUGGAGGUGUCCUCACCCCCUCGAGCUACGAAUGAAGAAGAACCUUAAUAUUAAGGAAGUGGAUGUCUCUGCUUCCUCCAGGGCAAAAGAGAAGUGAAAGAAGCAAACAUAAAGAGCAAACUGGAACCUAGUCAGAAGCCAAGUAUGAUUUACCAGUUGGGUUGAGAGAUCGCCACGGCUGUGAUUUGCAUUGUACAUUAAGGGAUGUUGUCUCAAGACCUUUCUAAGCCCUGAGAAGCAUGUUUCAUUCUGAAAGGCAUGUUUCUUGCCUUUACAGUUACAAAGAAUCUACAGUGGUACCU